Messenger RNA from Dovyalis caffra, 213 nucleotides. Lineage: Eukaryota; Viridiplantae; Streptophyta; Magnoliopsida; Malpighiales; Salicaceae. The record is from the annotation of a GenBank genome assembly.
AUGGGUUUCAACGGAGAUGGGCUUCCUUUUGAAGUAGACCCGCUCGAAUUGGUUUCGCAAGCUCAACCUACUCAACUUGGGCCCGAAUUUGGCCGUGAUCGAACGAGUUUGACGAUACACUAUUUGUUUUCUUCAUUUGUGUACCUUAAGAAAAUUCUUAGCCAAGCCAGUGUUUUUAUUAAUGGCAAUGAGUUGACCUAUCUUCUGCGUUAG